GAGAGAGAGAGAGAGAUGGGCACCACCAGCCUCCCGUUUCGGAGACUGCUCGUCUCCGUUCUCUCGAUAGCGAUCUGCUCGAUCGCUCUGCACUGCCACGUCGCAUUGGCGGCGCAGGAUGAGUACGCCGGCGUGGUCACGACCCACUUCAUGGGGCUCAAUCCGCGUGCAGGAAGCCGGUUCCUGGCGGCGGCGAAGAAGGGGGACAGAUGUGAUCCCGUCAAAAACAACGUGUGCCUGGGGAUCAAAGCCAAGAAUGGCAGCCAGCUGCUGCAGUGCUGCAAGAACCACUGCCGCAACGUGCUCUCGGAUCGGAACCACUGCGGCUACUGCGGCCACAAGUGCGGGUUUGGCCAGCUGUGCUGCCGCGGCAAGUGCACGGCGGUGGCCUACGACGUCAGGAACUGCGGCAAGUGCGGAACGGUGUGCUCGCCGGAGCUGCGGUGCGAGUACGGCAGCUGUGGGUACGCCUGAAACGGUCAUCCCAAGCGCGAGAACUGCUGGUAAGUUACAGUCUUGAGUGUGAUGCAUCAUGCAAGCCGAGGAAGGAUGAAUAGAUUCACGCAUUGUAAACUUGUUAUCUCUUCAUUUACAGUGACAAUAACAAUAAGGGCAAAGGCAUGGCUUAUGCCCCGCCCGGUUCAUUGUUUUA
This is a messenger RNA of Musa acuminata subsp. malaccensis (wild Malaysian banana), 652 nucleotides long. RefSeq names its product protein GRIM REAPER-like. Lineage: Eukaryota; Viridiplantae; Streptophyta; Magnoliopsida; Zingiberales; Musaceae. The record is from RefSeq and is a predicted model, not a curated record.